Molecule: messenger RNA, 879 nt
Organism: Passer domesticus (house sparrow)
Lineage: Eukaryota; Metazoa; Chordata; Aves; Passeriformes; Passeridae
Gene: TPT1
Product: tumor protein, translationally-controlled 1
Exons: 6
Coding region: 140-658 (172 amino acids)
Cellular component (GO): cytoplasm
Molecular function (GO): calcium ion binding
Source: RefSeq, a predicted model, not a curated record
GCGUGCGCGGUGACGCGCGGGGCCGUGCCCGCUAUAUGAGCCCCGGCCGGCGCUGACUCGGCCCUUUCCGCCCCGCUCCCGCCCCGCGCCCGGGUCGCUGCGCUGAGACCCCGCGCCCCCGCCGCCCCCCGCCGCCGCCAUGAUCAUCUACCGGGACUGCAUCAGCCAGGAUGAGAUGUUCUCGGACAUCUACAAGAUCCGGGAGGUGGCGGACGGCCUGUGCCUGGAAGUGGAGGGGAAGAUGGUCACCAGGACAGAGGGUCAAAUUGAUGACUCUCUAAUUGGUGGCAAUGCCUCUGCUGAAGGUCCUGAGGGAGAUGGAACAGAAGCCACGGUCAUAACUGGUGUUGACAUAGUAAUUAACCACCACCUUCAGGAGACCAGCUUCACAAAAGAAUCCUACAAGAAGUACAUCAAGGAUUACAUGAAAGCAAUCAAAGCCAGACUUGAGGAACACAAGCCAGAGAGAGUAAAGCCUUUCAUGACUGGGGCUGCAGAACAAAUCAAACACAUCCUUGCCAACUUCAAAAACUACCAGUUCUUUGUAGGGGAGAACAUGAAUCCAGAUGGAAUGGUGGCUCUCCUGGAUUUCCGUGAGGACGGUGUGACCCCAUAUAUGAUUUUCUUUAAGGACGGCUUAGAAAUCGAGAAAUGUUAACAAAUCAAACAGUAUGGUUUUGGAUCACUUGUCUUCAUAGCUGGCUGCUGUUUCUUCUUCAUCGGCACAACACCAGGAAUCAGCAAUGUCUAACUGGACUGAUGUCAUCUUGAGCUUUAUUCACUUAUUUUGACCCUGAUUUGGAGUGGAGGCAUUGUUUAAAAAAAAACGAAAAAACAUCUAUCAUGUAGGUUGUCUAAAAUAAAACUCAUUUAAACCCA